AUGUCAAAGGCUGUUGGUAUUGAUUUGGGUACUACGUACUCGUGUGUCGCACACUUCAGUAACGACAGAGUGGAAAUUAUUGCAAAUGACCAAGGUAACAGAACCACCCCAUCUUACGUUGCCUUCACCGACACUGAAAGAUUGAUUGGUGACGCUGCUAAGAACCAGGCCGCUAUUAACCCACAUAACACCGUUUUCGACGCAAAGCGUUUGAUUGGCCGUAAGUUUGACGAUCCAGAGGUCACCGCGGACGCGAAACACUACCCUUUCAAAGUUGUUAACAAGGAGGGGAAACCAGCGGUGCAGGUCGAAUUCAAAGGUGAGACCAAGACUUUCACUCCAGAGGAGAUCUCAUCCAUGGUCUUGACCAAGAUGAAGGAAACCGCUGAAAACUUCUUGGGUACUAAAGUUAACGAUGCUGUUGUGACUGUCCCAGCUUACUUCAACGACUCGCAAAGACAGGCUACAAAGGAUGCCGGUACAAUUUCCGGUUUGAACGUGCUUAGAAUCAUUAACGAACCUACAGCGGCAGCAAUCGCUUACGGGUUGGACAAGAAGGGUACCGCUGAACACAACGUUUUGAUUUUCGAUUUGGGUGGUGGUACCUUUGAUGUGUCGUUGUUGUCCAUCGAUGACGGUAUCUUCGAAGUCAAGGCUACCGCUGGUGACACACAUCUGGGUGGUGAAGAUUUCGACAACAGAUUGGUCAACCACUUGGCAGAAGAGUUCAAGAGAAAGAACAAGAAGGAUUUGACCACUAACCAGAGAUCAUUGAGAAGAUUGAGAACCGCCGCAGAGAGGGCCAAGAGAGCUUUGUCCUCUUCGGCACAAACUUCAAUCGAAAUUGACUCGCUGUACGAAGGUAUCGACUUCUACACCUCUUUGACCAGAGCCAGAUUUGAAGAACUGUGUGCCGAUCUAUUCAGAUCCACCAUCGACCCUGUCGAAAAAGUCUUGAGAGACGCCAAGUUGGACAAGUCGCAGAUUGACGAAAUCGUCUUGGUCGGUGGUUCCACCAGAAUUCCAAAGGUCCAGAAACUGGUCUCGGACUUCUUCAACGGUAAGGAACCAAACAGAUCCAUUAACCCAGAUGAAGCCGUCGCUUACGGUGCUGCCGUCCAAGCUGCUAUCCUAACUGGUGACACCUCAUCCAAGACCCAGGACUUGUUGCUACUGGAUGUCGCUCCAUUGUCGCUAGGUAUUGAAACCGCCGGUGGUAUCAUGACCAAGUUGAUCCCAAGAAACUCUACUAUCCCAACAAAGAAAUCUGAGACAUUCUCCACUUACGCGGAUAACCAACCAGGUGUCCUAAUUCAAGUCUUUGAAGGUGAAAGAACAAGAACGAAGGACAAUAACUUGCUGGGUAAGUUUGAGUUGUCUGGUAUCCCACCAGCUCCAAGAGGUGUCCCACAAGUGGAAGUCACCUUCGAUAUCGACGCCAACGGUAUCUUGAACGUUUCUGCCCUGGAGAAGGGUACCGGGAAGACCAACAAGAUCACCAUCACCAACGACAAGGGUAGAUUAUCCAAGGAUGAUAUCGAAAAGAUGGUCAACGAAGCGGAGAAGUUCAAAGAGGAGGACGAAAAGGAGGCUGAGCGUGUCCAGGCCAAGAACCAAUUGGAAUCCUACGCUUUCAGCUUGAAGAACAGUGUCUCAGAGGCCGCUUUCAAGGAGAAGGCCGGUGAAGAGGACGCUAAGAAACUGGAAACCGCCGCACAGGAAACCAUCGACUGGUUGGACGCCUCACAGGCGGCCUCCACGGAUGAGUACAAGGACAGGCAAAAGGAUUUGGAGGCCAUUGCCAACCCAAUCAUGAGCAAGUUCUACGGUGCUGGUGGUGCCGGUGGUGCUCCAGGCGGCAUGCCAGGUGCUCCAGGUGGUAUGCCAGGUGCUGGUCCAGCUGGUGGUGCGCCAGGUGGCGACUCCGGGCCAACUGUCGAAGAGGUCGACUAA
Huiozyma naganishii CBS 8797 is the source of this 1953-nucleotide messenger RNA. RefSeq names its product Hsp70 family chaperone SSA4 (gene SSA4). Gene Ontology annotation, biological process: vesicle-mediated transport; protein refolding; cellular response to unfolded protein. Gene Ontology annotation, molecular function: heat shock protein binding; ATP binding; ATP-dependent protein folding chaperone. The transcript has a single exon. Gene Ontology annotation, cellular component: cytoplasm; nucleus; plasma membrane. The coding region runs from base 1 to 1953 and encodes 650 amino acids. The record is from RefSeq and is a predicted model, not a curated record. Lineage: Eukaryota; Fungi; Ascomycota; Saccharomycetes; Saccharomycetales; Saccharomycetaceae.